GCCGUCACGGUUGCGGUCUGAGCGUUAGCGAAGUCCAACAUAUUGCGAUCAAGCUUGAAGCUCCAAGAUGAACGAAUUUGAGAAAGAAGCCCUGGAAACCCAUAACCGGUACCGAAGACGCCACGGGGUGCCGGAGUUGAAAUACAGUCAGAUUAUCGCGGCAGAUGCCCAGAAAUGGGCGGAGGAACUUGCUAAGUUGGGAACGCUUGAACACAGUGACAAAACAGAGUACGGCGAGAACUGCGCUUCUGGGAGCGGCAGUGGGGACUAUGAUAUGUCUGGCAAGGACGUUUCUAUUAUGUGGUACAAAGACUACAAGAAGUACGACUUUGAUAAUCCAGUGUGGGGUGCAGGAGGACAUUUCACACAGAUGGUGUGGAAGAGCAGUACGGAGUUCGGGAUUGGUAAAACAAAGAAUGCUGAUGGAAAGAUUUUUAUUGUCGGUCAUUAUCUACCUGCUGGCAACAUAAAAGGACAAUAUGAAAAUAAUGUCUUCCCGGCAAGUGGCCCGGUUGAUGACGACGAAGAAGAAAAGUCGGCGAAACGAAUCGGCCCUCAAAUAUGCGAUGUCUGCAAACAGGAAGUGAAAAAAUUCUACGAAACCAAAGACGGAGGCGUUCUCUGCGUGGAAGACUACGAGAAACAAGCUCCCAAGUGUGCUGGGUGCGAUGAGUCGGUUAUCGGGGAGAUUAUUUCCGCUAUGGAAAAGAAAUGGCAUACUAAAUGUUUUGUAUGCGCCGAGUGUAAGAAGCCGUUCGAUGGUCCUUUCUUCCAUAAAGAAGGAAAGCCGUAUUGCAAACCUGAUUAUGAGAAGAUAUUUAUGGGAGGUGAACAGAAGCCGACGGAAUGUCAUGGAUGCAAGGAGGCGAUAGAAAACAAGUGGAUAAAGGCCUUAGGAUACGCAUGGCAUCAUGGGUGUUUUAAAUGCAAGGGAUGCGAAAAAUCGCUGGAGGGCGAAUCCUUCUUCAAGAAGAACGAAGACCCAUAUUGUGAAAAGUGCGCCUAAUAAACUUGAGCGUGCCUGCUUACAUCAGACGCAUGCGCGUUCUGAAUGUAUUGGCUGGUGUCACGAGCGGGGCACAUACUACAGUGGUGGCGGCACCGUGGGGGCAGUGGGGGCGGUCGUGAAACACUCAUCUAUAUCUGUCACUAAAAUCCACCGCAAAUGUCGGUAGAAAUGCACACCGUGCGGCCCAACGUAAGAGAUAUAUACCUAAGUGUACCAUCAAAAUUUGCUCCCCAAAAUGCAGGAAACAGCGUUUCAGAGGGUCUAGAUUUCAAAAUUUUACCGGGGGAGCAUGCCCCGAACCCCCAAGAAAGGUCGCGUUGACAUUCAUUCACAUAAAAUGACAUUCACAUAAAAUCUUCGCCCCCACAGUCAAAAAAAGCUGCCACCGCCUCUGUACUAUGUGGUUACUUGAAUAUAAUGCACCUCAAAACCUAAAACAAAUACACCCCGUGUCACGGGGUUGUUUACCUUUGACUUUGGAAACUCCCAUGGUCCUUUGCGCGGAUACACGAACAGUUCCAAUGUUUCGCUGUAGAAAUACAACGCCCACACGUGGUGAUGUACAGAAAUAAAUAUCACCACGUUUGUCAGUUUGUAUUGCAAUUACUACUAGUAGAAACUCUUUAGCAUAUUUCUAAUUUAGUUUUAACUCGUACAAUAUGUAUUCACCCAUUGUUUACUAUAGCCAGAACGCUGUACUUACAUGAAUCGUUAUGGCAUUCAUACGUACAACACCUCGCCAUGUUACAACUUUUAAGUUGUCAGUUAACUGGCCCUCUAGAGGCGAAAUAACGCCAGGCAAAGCGGAUGUUUGUCGUCUGCUUCACAGCCCGUUUUAUACCCGAUAUUUAGGACAUUUCGCAGCACAUACAAGUUGUUUUUAUCGACAGAAUUCAUUCAUAGAUCUCAAAUGUCAUGUACAGUGUGUCAAAAGCCACACCUCUGCCCCCUUUAAAGUUAGUCAGCGAUGUAAAUCAAAAUGCGGCAUAUUGUCCUUCAUAGAUAAUGUUAUGCAUAUUUCCGGUGAAAUGACAUUAUUAUAUAUCAGGGUGCGAUCGGCAGGAAUAUCAUAUUUUUCUCGCCUAAAUGCAUGUUAUAGUAUAGUCUCAACAUUUCCUGCGAAUUCCAACUUAUGUGUACUGCCCUCAACGGCAUUUGGUUGGAAUGAUACGCGGGACACGCAAGCGAGCACCUGAGGUAGAAUCACAGUAGCAGUAGUUGGAGGGGCCGCUGAAAUUAAAAUAUUGACUGCAUGAGAGCGCACAGCGUACACGCUUAUAACCUGGGUGCCAUGCCACGGCGUGAAAACUGAUGUAAAGCAAAUAACAAUGUCGUGUUUUAUUGUAGGGCUUCCAUAAGUAAGUUGAACUUAAAUAUAAUCUUAAUUAUACGAUGCUAUUUAACGUGUAUGCAACAAUUGUAGCGAUUGAGGCCAUGUAUUCUCAUUGUAUUGUUUUUAUAUGUUUCUUUUUUUAAUUGAUGACGAUCCGGUUUAUUUUAUGUAUAUUUUGACUCAUUGUUAUUCUGUUUCUAUUGGUUAUGAAAUUAAAUAUUACUUAUUUUACUCAAACCUGAUCACGUGACUCAUAGAGAAGUUGUUUUCCCGAAAUAAUUAAAACUGAAUUACAAGAAGUCACUGUUGAAAGAUAUUGCUGAGGUCACCAUCUUGGUUGUUUUUCUGUUCUCGUGGUUCACGUGA
Molecule: messenger RNA, 2708 nt
Organism: Saccoglossus kowalevskii
Lineage: Eukaryota; Metazoa; Hemichordata; Enteropneusta; Harrimaniidae
Biological process (GO): muscle structure development; actin cytoskeleton organization
Cellular component (GO): Z disc; stress fiber; extracellular region
Molecular function (GO): actin binding; muscle alpha-actinin binding
Source: RefSeq, a predicted model, not a curated record